CGCCUCUCCCGACUCCCAGACGGGCGGCAGCGGCGGCGGAGGCGGCGGCGGCGAGCUGAGCACCGAAAGGGCGCUCACCUCCCCGGGCGAGCUGCAGCACGACCGCUCCCCGCGGGCGGUCGGGGUCCGCGCCGCAGCUGCCGCCGCGUUCCGGCCCAGGCUGCCGCGAGAGGCGGCGGCAGCGGCCCCGGCCGCGGCCGGCCUGCGGCGCCCCCCGGCCGCGCCCCCGCGCACAGCUCGCGGCCCCGGCCAUGGGGCUGGGCUGAUCCGGGGCUCGGCCAAGCUGAGGCGGCGGCGCCCGGCCGUGCGCCCAGCUUGCAGGCGCCUGGCUCUCACGAUGAUGAAGAAGAAGAAGUUUAAGUUUAAGGUGGACUUCGAGCUCGAGGAGCUCUCCUCAGUGCCCUUCGUCAAUGGGGUCCUCUUCUGCAAGAUGCGGCUGCUGGACGGCGGCAGCUUCACCGCCGAGUCCUCCAGGGAGGUGGUACAAGCAAACUGUGUUCGCUGGAGAAAGAAGUUCUCAUUUAUGUGCAAAAUGAGUGCAAGUGCUGCCACAGGCAUCCUAGAUCCUUGUAUCUACAGAGUAUCCGUGAGGAAGGAAUUAAAAGGUGGAAAAGCUUAUGCAAAGCUGGGCUUUGCAGAUCUAAACCUGGCAGAGUUUGCUGGAUCAGGAAAUACCACUCGCCGCUGUUUACUGGAAGGCUAUGAUACCAAAAAUACAAGACAGGAUAAUUCCAUUCUUAAAGUUUUGAUCAGUAUGCAACUGAUGUCUGGUGACCCAUGUUUUAAAACGCCUCCCUCCACUUCAAUGUCUAUACCAAUUGCUGGUGAAUCUGAAUCUUUGCAAGAAGAUAGAAAAGGUGGAGAGACUCUCAAAGUGCAUCUUGGAAUAGCAGAUCUUUCAGCAAAGAGUGCCUCUGUUCCAGACGAACUUGGUGCCUGUGGACAUUCUAGAACAUCAAGCUAUGCAAGCCAGCAGUCAAAAGUAUCAGGGUAUAGCACGUGUCACUCCCGGUCAUCUAGUUUCUCUGAGCUCUGCCACAGGAGAAAUACCUCAGUGGGAAGCACAUCAACAGGAGUUGAAAGUAUUCUAGAGCCAUGUGAUGAAAUUGAGCAGAAAAUCGCUGAGCCAAAUCUUGAUACAGCUGAUAAAGAAGAUACAGCUUCAGAAAAACUCAGCAGAUGCCCAGUGAAACAAGAUUCUGUAGAAUCUCAGCUGAAGCGAGUCGAUGACACCAGGGUGGAUGCAGAUGACAUUGUAGAGAAAAUAUUACAAAGUCAAGACUUCAGCCUAGAUUCCAGUGCGGAAGAAGAAGGACUAAGGCUAUUUGUGGGUCCUGGGGGAAGUACAACCUUUGGCAGUCAUCAUCUUCCAAAUAGGGUGGGGUCUGGAGCUUAUGAACAAGUUGUGAUCAAACGCUAGAAGUCAAGUCGGUGAAAACAUUUCCUUGUGGAUUUAAGAUGUGAGUAGUUGAUGUAUCAAGGCAUUUUAUUCAAGCACUUAAUAGAAAAUGAACCUCAACUAUCAAGAGGAAAGCCAAUGCUGGUUUCUUCUCUGGAAGGACCCACCGCCAUCCUGUACCAGCCACCAAAGGGGAACAUCUACAUGGCAGUCUCCAGGCACUGUGCCACUGUGUGCCUUGGAAGCACCUGGCUUCUGUGGUCACUGCACAUCAUAAUGAAAAGCCUGCUUUUUCUUUCAGAACACCCCAGCGGAGAAAACAGCAUUAUAUACAUCGGAGUAUCAUUUUAGGAUUCAAGUGUAAAAAUCUGUGAUCAAGAGGCUCAAUAGAUUUGGGCUCUAUGGUUUGGUUUUUUUAGUUUGAGAGACAGUACAUGAAUAUAACUUAAACCCUAUAGAUUUUGUCAAGAUAGUUAUAAUUCCUGUUCUGGAAAUCUUCCCUAUUACACUACCUACAGCAUUGUAUAAAGUGUGGGUGUUCAUGCUUUGGGAAAAUGUUAGACUACAAUUUAAACAUGUGAUGUGCUUAUUCAUAAUUCUCAGUGUAUCAGUCAUAAAUGAAAUAACAAGUGCAUUUAAGUCUGAGAUACGUGAAUGGACGUAAUGCCGUUAUGCAGUAUAUAUUGUUAGUUGUCAUUAAUAUUAGAUGAGCUGCAGAACCACCCCCAAGCACUACAUAAAAGACUCAAAAUAAGUUUAACACUUACUGUGUUGGGCACCCUAACAGAAGAGCUAUCUUAACUCAUUGAAUAUUAAGAUCUGCUGGUUUCAGGAGUCAAAAUGUAGAAAAAGAGGAGAAUUGUAAUAUGGUCAGAAACAGAGAAGCCUUUUCUAUGUAAAUUCAGACUUAUCUGAGGCUAACAGUUUUCCGAAGUGGUGGUGGGUAGCAGCAUGACAGCUGCUUGCCAUGACUGAUGCAGACUACUAGGUUUCCAUUUUAGCUCUCUGUAGGUACUGUUUUCUUCCCCACUGUGUCGAAAGUGAUUUGUUUUGAAGCAAGAGUAGAAUAUAACAUCUAUCAAAUAUAGCUUUUAAAAUAAGAAUACCUGGUCUGGAUCCAGUUGAGCAGCACAGCAGAUAAACCUUAGAGUUUUUCUGUUCUUACAUGACGGUUUCCAUGUGGAAAGAUCUCAACUUUCUUGGAAUCACUAUUAGUGAAGAAAAAUGUAGAAUCUGUAUAACCAGUAAUUCCCCAAUUCUUACUUUCAAAGUCAUAUCCAAGAAAGACAAUAUGUCAGAAUAGAAUGACUUUGGUCUAGGUGUUUUCACGUUGGCAAAAAUAAGGAGGAAAUUAUAUUAUUUUAAUAUCCAAAUUUAAAGGUUUGGAAAAUUUUGAAUAGUUAAUAUUAGAACUUUUGUUGCUGUUUUUUAUAUUUCAAGGAUUGAGUAUUCUGCAUUAAUCCAAUACUAUUCUAACAAAGAGAUUCUGGAAGUUUUUAAAAGAUGAUACCCUGUUUUAUAUUUUGAAUGUAGAGAGACUCUGAGAGAGAGAACGUUCUGAGUUAUUAUACUUUUUAUUUUUUAAGAUUUAUUUUUAAGAAUAAAACAUUGACCUGAACAUUUUAGCCUAACCAAGGGACUUAAGUGGUAAAAACUUGCAUUGUGUCUUCACGUGAACUGAUCCGUUCAUUAUAUAUUAUGGGAAAAAUCAAAGAAAGUUUUUUAUAGAGAUAUGAAGAUAUUAUUUAGAGAGAUAUUUAUUAUGACAUUUUUUAAAAACAUAUUUUUCUAUUUUCAAAAUAUUAUUUCUAGGCUAUAUUUUUAUUGGUGCUGUGCAAAUGAUUUUGCAGUUUUGAAAAUGAUAAAACUAGAUUGUAAGUGGGGUUCAGUGAGGACAUUCAUCAGACACGUAAGAGGUGCUGCAAUCAGGGUGAUGCCCAUCUUACUCAUCCUUGGCUGCCCUUGGUGCGACACCUCUCUAUACAAGACUGGUUCUCAGUAUUUUAAAUGGUACAGAAUUCUUUUUAAAAAGUAGAGAGAUUUUGAAAAGCAUAAAAAUCAUGCCUUUAUAAUCUUAGCAGCCAUCAGAUACACCUUGAUUUAUGUAGUAGUAAAUAUAACAAAUAUUUUAAUAAAUAGAAACACUGAUAAGGAAGAAAAAAGAACUAAUGUCUAUGUCUUCUGUAGUCAGCAAAAGUCUGGAUCCAUUUUGUUCUAUUUUGUGUUCCAUUGGCACACUUUGUGUUCAAAUUUCAGUGCAGUCCUUUCAAAAUACUCGCUAAGGGUUGCCUAAGUGUCUGCCUUACUUUCUGAUUGUCCUUUUCUGAGAGCAUGGUUAAGAACAUCUUAACCAUAUAGCUGUUGAAAAAAUCUGUUUAUUAAAUAACGAGUUCACUUCUGUUUAUGUUUUGAGUUUAGAAAAUUUGACUUAAAAAUUUAGAUUAUUAAUAAAUUUAUUUUUAAAUAUUAAAGUCAAAUUUCAAAUCACCCAGUGUUGAAGAAUUUGCAGAUAUAUACAAUACUUUUUCUAAUUAUGUCUUUUCUAUCUCCAUGCCUGGCUUUUUCUAAUUAUAUCCUAGAGAAAAAGACUAAUGGUAUUUCAAAGCUGUGUAUUUGUGACGAGAUAAAGAAGAGUCUUAAACAUCUUGUUUGGGAGAAUGUACAGGCCAGUCAGGAGACCCACCUCCUCCUGUGCCCUGAGCUGCUGAGACCCGACAGAUCAUGAAGGCUAGUAAAGGGCAGAGAAGGCCCUGAGCCAUCAGUUUACACUCGAAUUGUUGACUCCCCUUUGUGGUGUUUUUGAAGGCUGCUUAUACCAACAGCUAAUGUGGAUUAGUGCUUAUGAUCUUGAAAAAGUCUUGACCAAGAAUCCUAAACUCCACCACUCCUCCCAUUCCAGCUUAACACAUCAGAAUAAUAUCCAAAUUCCAGACUUUUUUCUUUUUUACUUUUUUUUCUUCCUUUUUUAAGAGAGACAGUGUCUUGCUCGGUCACCUAGGCUGGAGUGUAGUGGCGCAAUCGUUGCUCACUACAGCCUCCAACUCCCAGGCUCAAAUGAUCCUCCCACCUUGGCCUCCCAAAGUGCUAGGACCACAGGCAUGAGCCACUGUGCCCAGCCUAGUUUCUUUUCUGUAUGCUUUUUUUACAAAACUGUGAGCCACAGAGGUUGACCACUUAGCCAAUUUGUUGCUAGAAGGGAGAAAAAAAUCUCCAACUAGCCUCCAGACAAAACAUACUCAAAUUCAAACAGCAGUUUUAAUUAACAUACAGAAGUAAUUUUAGACUUUCAGAUUUCUAUGCUGACUAGAACACUUUGCAGGCUGAAGCUGACAUUAUUACCAAAUACUUCAUUUAAGUACAUACUCUGAAGUGUCAGGCUUCCAGUAUAUAUAGCAACGCUCUGAGAGACAAACUGGGCUCAUAUGACGGGGUUGCAUUUUAUUUUCUUAACAGGUCUUUAAAUUGGGCAGUUCUGAAAUUCUGUUUGGUCAGUUCUAGAUGGUACGUCAUGUGUAUACAACCAAGCACUGUAGUUGAAAUUGUGUUAUGCCACUACUCAUAUGUUGUCUUAGGUACUAUGCAUAAUGUUAAUAGCUGAGAUGUUAAAGAAUUUGAAGUCUAAAAUAUAAAAGAUGAAUAUACCCAUAUUAAUCCUAUGUUAAGAUGCUCUGGAAAUAAAGGCCUUAUUCCCUUACAUAUGCGAUUUUUGUAAGAUAAUAUAUACACAGUAUAUUUUAAAUGUUUGUGUGGGUGGUCUAUGUAGUUACUCCCCAUACAACAAAGCUGACAAAAUUUUUAAUUUACACAAUGUAUUCUGCAUUUUCAAAUGUUUAUCUUGUGUAUAUAGCAAAGAAAUUAUCUUACUGAUAUGCGUUGACCAAAUCCCAUGGAGAAAAGACAUUUAGAUACAUCUCAUUUGAGGCUCCCCUUCCUCUCAUGUGUUUGAUUUUUUGGAAGGUGAUACAGUGUGUGGGUAACCAUGCAAAUGUUUAUGAAUAACUUUACUGAAGUGAUUCCAUCAGUAUUCUGUUCUAAUACUUGGAGAAUGACCUUCAUAUUUAUAUAUUUUAUUUCUUUGUUUCAACUAUCCAGUGAUAAUUCAGGAAAUGUUUCUUUUUUUUUUUUUUUUUUUUUUUUACAAAAACUAACUUUUUAUUUGUAAAAUGUUUGUAAUAAUGUAAAGGUGAACAUGUUCAAUAAAAAUCAUAUAUUAAAA
Molecule: messenger RNA, 5615 nt
Organism: Pan troglodytes (chimpanzee)
Lineage: Eukaryota; Metazoa; Chordata; Mammalia; Primates; Hominidae
Gene: EEIG2
Product: EEIG family member 2
Exons: 11
Coding region: 338-1420 (360 amino acids)
Source: RefSeq, a predicted model, not a curated record